CUUUUUUAUUUUGGGAUAAAAACUUUGAAAGUACCUAUUUAUUUAUCUUUUAUUCUACUGCUUUUUAUCUUUGCCUUACUUUCAUUUUUUCUGAUGGUUAAGAAGUCGUUACUUUCUAGGAUUUUAUUUAGAAACACUAAAAAGAAUGCAGCAUCAUCCAAUAGGAAGUCUACCGUCAGCGACACCGAGAAAUCGUACUUAUCAUCAUCAGUGUCGAAUGCUUCCGAAAUGAAAGAUCAGGUAGCAGAUAUGUUCCUGAGAGCAUCAAAGCAAAAACAGCAACAUCUUCUUUCCCUAAUAAAGUGGCCUCAAUCUGAUCAGGAUGGUGAUGAUUACGAUUUGUUUCCUCCUGAUCUCUCACGACAACAACAAUCAUUCUAUGCUUUAAGAUUAUACAUAGCAACCAUUCAAAAAUUAAAACGUCAUCCACCACCAUCUAUGGAAAAUCAUCGUGCUAUUUAUCAUUUAUUAUCAACAUUGGUCAUACAGCAGGAAAUUGAGCGAUUUGAACCUGAUUUUGACCCUGUAGGGAGAAAGCCCCGCAAAUCUCGCUAUGUAUCUACUUUACUUGACACACCGAUUGAAAGUAUUACAUCUCAUCAACAUCCUGUCUUGCAAGCAUAUAAAAGGAAACCAUUUGUUGAGACCACUCAUGUAUAUUUACCAUCAUCAUCAUCAUCAUCAUCACCUUGUCCAUCGCCAUCAUCAUCAUCUAGAUCAAUGUCUUCUUCCAUCACCACAUUUUCUACUACCAACUCCUCUUGUCUAACAACUCCAUCAUCUUCUCCUAUAUCAUCCCCCAAUUUUCCAUCAUAUCCUUCUUCAAAAUCAUUUCAUCAUUUUCCAUCAUCACAUCGUCAUGAUGAAGACUCUCAAUCUGAUUCAUCACUUUAUUAUCAUGAUCAUAUCGUUAGUUCACCUCUCUAUCAAUCUCUACCAAUCAUCGAUCCAUUGCCAUCACCAGCAUCAUCGAAAUCACAUUCUCUUGUUAAAAUGUAUCAUUUGCUAUCAUCCCGCUCUGAUCCACAUCUUCAUUCGUCUUAUCGCCUCCUAGAUAAAAGUAAUCAUCAUGAUAAUAGGCUUAAAGAGGAUGAAGACAACGUCCCGUUAGCUAUGCUAAAGACUAAAAAAUCCGAUCUUACGUCAAAACCAUUGUCAAUCACUUUUAUUUAAUACUAAUAAAAAUAAAUGGUUUAUUUUCAAUGAUUACAAUUAAAAAA
Messenger RNA from Halteromyces radiatus, 1220 nucleotides. RefSeq lists its product as uncharacterized. The coding region runs from base 94 to 1173 and encodes 359 amino acids. NCBI's taxonomy places the organism in Eukaryota, Fungi, Mucoromycota, Mucoromycetes, Mucorales, Cunninghamellaceae. The record is from RefSeq and is a predicted model, not a curated record. The transcript has a single exon.